Messenger RNA from Candida dubliniensis CD36, 1068 nucleotides. RefSeq lists its product as uncharacterized. Gene Ontology annotation, cellular component: Rpd3L complex; Rpd3L-Expanded complex; nucleus. NCBI's taxonomy places the organism in Eukaryota, Fungi, Ascomycota, Pichiomycetes, Serinales, Debaryomycetaceae. The transcript has a single exon. The record is from RefSeq and is a predicted model, not a curated record. The coding region runs from base 1 to 1068 and encodes 355 amino acids. Gene Ontology annotation, biological process: regulation of DNA-templated transcription.
AUGGAAGAGACUACUGAUUAUCCUUCAUGUUCACUUCAAAAUUCAUUUAUAUCAACAUUAGAUCAUUUACCGUGUGAUAUUGUCCGAUCACUUUGGUUAAUUCAAUCAUGUAAUUUGAAAAUUGAUAAAUAUAAACAAGAAUUAAAUGAUUUAUUAGAGAAAUAUACCACCACCACUACCAACAGGGAACCCAGUCCUAUGACUUCACAUUUUUUAAAACGAAUAGUGGAAUUGAAAAAACGAAUUCAAUAUUUAUCACGAGAAACCAUUCAAGAAUCACGAGCCAUGAAUAAUCAAUUAAUUACUCACAAAUUGAACUUACUAGAAGAAAUGAAUCAAUUAAAGAAAAUCGAAAUAAGUAAACAUAAUUUAAUUGACGAUGUUGAAAUGAAAGAAUUAAGACAACAAUUGAAAACUCAUUAUAAUGAACAUCCAUUGGUUUCUCAAAUGGAAGCUGUUCAAGAACAAAAAGAUUUAAUAACAAGUUCUAAUGAUAAGAGUAAAAGUAAGAGCGAUAACGGUGAUAAUACUAAUGGUAUUUCAAAAUCGAAAAUUACAGAGAAACCAGAAAAAUCAAAACUUAAACUAAUAUUAAGAAUCCCUAAGCAAGAUAAAGUUAUCAAACCUAAGAAUAAGAAAGUUGUCAAGAAAUUAGAAAAGAAACCAACAUUACAAAAGAAACAUACCAAAAGGAAAACAGAUAUUACCAAAGAUGAUAAGAAAUCAACCAAAUCAAAGAAGAAAGUUCAAGAAAUAAUAGAAUUGAAAGAAGAACCAGGAGCAAAAUCAGAGGAAGAAGAAGAAGAAGAAGAUAAUACUCUUUAUUGUUUUUGUAAACAACCAUCAUUUGGUAAUAUGAUUUCUUGUGAUAAUGAAAGUUCAUGUCCAAAUGGAGAAUGGUUUCAUUAUAAAUGUGUUGGAUUGUUAAAUCGAGUGGAUGCAUUGAAGUAUACAACGGGGAAAGAAAGUUGGUACUGUUCUGAGAAUUGUAAAUCUAUGGCUUUGCUGGCAAAACAGAAAAGUGAAAAAAUCCUGAAAAAGAGGAGGAAACGAAGAAACCAUUGGUAG